AUGGAGAGCGGGUUUGGAAUCGCUGAAGCGCAUCGUGAAUCGGUGGGAAGCCCUGGGGAUGGCGGCCAACGGCGCGAGCGCGCGUCUAUUGCUGCUCAGGCGUGCGAGACGUGUAGGAACCGGAAGUCAAAAUGUGAUGAGAGAAGGCCAAAAUGCAGUUUAUGUCAUCGCCUAAACGUCGAGUGCAAGUACCGGGAGCCUCAGCCCACCAAAAAAGACAAGACCAUGGUCAACAUAAGUGACAACAUCACCCGCGUUCUUGAGGGUCAAGCACGAAUCGAGAGCAAGAUCGAUGUCCUCGGCCGCCACGUCGUUCCUGGAUCUCCUGUUUUCAGGGUCCCGAGAAGUCCGACCUCAGCCUCGACAGUCGGCCAAUCUUCUACCCUGCACUUGAGUAGCCCCUUCUCCAUGUCGGGUAGCAUCAAGCCUGACGUCAUGUCUGCUUUCAGUCCCGAGAGCGCCACGUAUUCGUACAUGGACAAUCCGAUGACACAAAACAUCCUGACGGCUCCUCAUAAAAUCUUGCUGUGGCCUGCCAUCGCUGAGUACAUGACUGAUAGAGGAGUAGCUGGCCUGGACCUCCAGAGCAUCAUCCGCUCAGGGACACCAUGGAUACUGCGCCAUGAUUUGGUCAAGCACCCAGAUGUUCUGUCAAUCCGGACGCCCCUGAUAAGAGUGAGCACGCCACAAGGCGUAGGCUUUCCCGACCUCAACAUGGAAGUGAUGAACAAAUACACCGAGGCUUAUUUUUCAAAUUUUAAUAGACUGUUUCCCAUUUUGGACCGGAAAGAGUUCCAGGAAGAUUUUCUCGCGCGUAUUGUCCGGAAUGGUUUCGGGGAUGACUUAGUUUCGAUUCUAGUCUUACUGGUCCUGUCGCUUGGCGUUGUUGCAGACGAGGGCGCGAACGGAGUCCCUGUGCGGUCCAACAGUGGCAUUAGGGGUGGAACGUCAAAAGAGCCACCGGGGCUUGCGAUUUUCAACGAAGCGAGGAAACGCAUGGGGUUUGUGAGCACACAGUGCAGUGUGGAGAACAUCCAGUGCCACCUGUUAUCCUCCGAACAAGUGGACUGGAAUAGCUCCAAAGGCGUUGCAGUCAAAAGAGUAUACUGGAUGUGCCAUCUGAUUGAAAAUUGGUUCCACUUGGACCUGGACCUGCCGCAAACGGGGCUCUGCAAUCUUCAGGGCGAGGUGCCGCUGCCCGAGGAUGGCGACUCGAACAUCAGCGACGACAUGCACUACAACAUGCUGCAUUUUACGGCGCUCGAAUACCUGCGCAAGGUCAUCGCGCGCAUCCACUCUGAUAUUUCGCGAGGUAAGUCGACUAACAGUCGCAACGAACCCUCAGAUGAGACCGGGAGUCCCCCCACGCACAUUAUCAACGAGCUCAAAACCCAGCUCGACGAUUGGCGCCACGCUUUGCCGGUGGCGCUGCAAUGGCACGAUGCCGAUCGAUUUGCGUAUCCGAAUCAUAGCGGUAGCAGAGGGGUGCCCGGUGCGCAGCAGGUGCUCUUCAGAUUCAACCAAGGAACGGCCGAGUCGUGGCGAGGCAACAUACUCGACAUCAUCACAGCGCAGCUGCGUUCGCGGUACUACUACGCCGAGUUCAUGGUGUACCGGGCGUUUGUCUUCAAGGCGUUGCACCACCCCAACUCCAUGACGCACGAAGACAAGGAAAUGGCGGCGCGCUGCCUGAGAAGCGCAUUGUUGUGGCCGAUUGCCAUGUGGCCAUGUAAAAGUAGGAAGCGUCUUGUGCCAGUGCUUUUCGCAUGGACGCAAAACUUCAUUGGGGUACUCCUCGUGCUCCGGAUGUUGACCGUGGACAAAUGCCUCCACGACAUCAUGGGGCACUAUCUCGACCAAGGAGAGGUCGAGCAAACUGUCAUGCUGCUGCUAGACUGGAUGCGCGACGUAAAGCAGAUAGAUGGUAUCGCUGAGUGGAGCUGGACGUUCCUCGAGAGACUGUACGAUGAUGUUGUAGGAAAGUUCUGA
Molecule: messenger RNA, 1989 nt
Organism: Mytilinidion resinicola
Lineage: Eukaryota; Fungi; Ascomycota; Dothideomycetes; Mytilinidiales; Mytilinidiaceae
Exons: 5
Coding region: 1-1989 (662 amino acids)
Biological process (GO): regulation of DNA-templated transcription
Molecular function (GO): zinc ion binding; DNA-binding transcription factor activity, RNA polymerase II-specific
Source: RefSeq, a predicted model, not a curated record